GUUCUUUCUUCCUCCCAAACAAAUACUCUUUCUUUCGACAUUGAAACCAGAUUCGGUUCUGGCUAUUUGUAUUCGUGGGAAGGUUUCACGUAAUUCCACCCUCCCGCCAAUUCCCUUGCAUUGAUUCUUAGCUAGGACAUCGCCGAACCGCUUUCUAUUGCUCAAUCGUCCACUUUAGACGAGACUCAAUUUAUGAAGAAUCCCUUUCUCCCUCCUUGUUAAGUAUACUCCGGUGGUGUUUGUUGGGUUUCAAAAACUUGAAGCAGCAGUGGUUUAUAGGUUCCGGUUGUUUUAUCCGUUGGAUGGUUAUAGUCUGCGGAAAUCGGUAUCGGUUUAUGAUCCGGAGUUUGGUAUAGCUAACAACGUAACGUAAUUAUUAGAGAGAAAUAUUUGAAUACGACAAAGGAAGAAUUCUUCUAAAAUGGAGGUUGAGGAAUCCCCAAUUCCUCCCAAUCACAAGCUAUGCGGAUUCCUCACAACAGUCCUGUCAUCAGUCCAUCCCGAAUCAAAAACCCUAGAAUUCGGCACUCGUCUUGAAUUAUUCUCUCAGAAAUCCGACGUCGGAUUUAAAUCCAAUGCCGGUGUCAUUCUCUCUCCGAUUCCUUAUUCUGGCGGCAUUCGCUUUGAUGAUGAUUGUUUGAAUUCGACAACGACGACAACGGGGAAGAAGACAAAGAAAAGGAAGAAAGGUAGUAAUGUGAAGAGUCCGAAGAAGGUUGGGAAUGUGCAAGGGAAUGGAAUUGUGAGUGUGAUUCAUCAAUUGAAGACAUUGUUGAAGCAGAAGUGCUUGGAGAUUGUUACCAGAGUUGUUGGAAUUUCUAUUGGGGAAGGAGAUAGUGAAAUUAGGGUUGCGGUUUUGGUUGAUGUGUAUCUUCCGAUCACAUUGAAGUUAGGUUGGCAGUUCCCUAAGUCUGCUACUACUGCUGCAUCCGUCUUUCGCCAUUUGAGUUGCCAAUGGUUGAAACGAACUUUAGUCCUGAAGGUUGGAUAUCAUAAAGAUAUGAUCGGAGACAAUAAGGGUUUAUGGAAUCUAGCUGACUGUCAUGUUCUUGGGUGUAAGCAGCAUUCUGAUAUUUCUGAUUCUUCAAAGAAAAAGGGAUUUGAACUUCACGAUAUUUUUAAGAGCUUACCUAGCUUGUCUGGAGAUGUGAAGUCUUUUUGUUCAAGAAUAAUGCCGGAGGAAAACGUUUCUGUAUCUGGCAUUUGGGAUUUAACAGAUGAUAUUAUGCAAAAAAUUAUAUCUUGUCUCUGUCCGGUGGAUAUUAUGAGGGUUUCUGCUACAUGUCUUCAUCUGAGGCUCUUGUCUGUAUCGAUUAUGCCAUGUAUAAAGCUCAAGCUUUUUCCACAUCAGCAAGCUGCUGUUGAGUGGAUGGUGCAACGAGAGCGGAAAGUUGCUACUUUACAUCAUCCUCUGUAUUUAGAAUUCUUGACUGAAGAUGGGUUUGAUUUCUGCGUUAAUAUUGUAUCUGGUGAAAUAGUCACGGGAACAGCUCCAACAAUCAAGGAUUUCCGUGGUGGAAUGUUUUGUGAUGAGCCCGGACUUGGUAAAACUAUUACAGCUCUUUCACUUAUUCUGAAGACCCAAGGAACACUGGCGGACCCACCAGAAGGUGCUGAAACAAUUUGGUGCUCACAUAAUGGUGAUCAGAAAUAUGGAUACUAUGAGUGCAGUAGUGGCAGUAGAUACACUGGUGUGGCUACCCCAUUCUCAGGACAAAAAUGUGCUAGUCAGAGUGAUAGAAGGUCCCAGUUUUCUCCUGACGAGCUGAUUCCAGAGGAUCAAUUUACGCCAAAGAGGACAAGUUCUCGUGGGAAGAGUACAUCAUCCAUGUCUUCUUGUCCGGAAAGACUAACUCUACCAUCAUCUGCACUUUCUCCCCUGACGCCUGAAUCUACUUUAGUUCCCUGCGCCAGGAGCUUGAACCGUGUUAAGAGAAAUCUUACGCGUACAUAUGAAAGAACUUCCAGAAAUCUUGAAGAAAAUAAUACAGGUUCGAGCAAACGAUCUAGAAAUCGAUACCCAUCUCCAUCUCCAUUGGCUAGCAAGAGGCGGAGGAAGGAUUUGGGAGAUCAGUCUGUGGUAUAUAAUGAAACUUGGAUUCAGUGUGAUGCUUGUCAGAAAUGGCGUAGGCUUUUUGAUGACAGUUUAGCUGAUUCAACAACUGCAUGGUUUUGUAGUUUGAACACUGAUCCCUUGUACAAGAAUUGUGAUGCUCCUGAAGAGUCAUGGGAUUACCGCCAACCUGUUACUUAUUUACCUGGAUUUCACAGAAAAGAAACUCCCGGAGAACUGCCUCAAAAUGUGGAAUUUUUCACUAGUGUGCUAAAGGAGCAUUAUACUUUACUCAACUGUCAGACCAAGAAGUCUUUAAAAUGGCUUGCUAAACUUCCAUAUGACAAACUGUUGGAAAUAGAGACAGUUGGAUUGGUUCGUCCUGGUCAGGUGACUACGAAAGAGGCUAAUGGAUUCAAUAAAAUAUUUCAAGCAUUUGGCUUUAUGAGGAGGGUGGAGCAGGGUGUUAGUCGGUGGUUUUAUCCAAAAACCCUAAAAAAUCUGAUCUUUGAUUCACCUGCUCUCCGAAUUGCUCUUUGCGAGCGGUUAGACUCAUUCAGGAUGUACUUGUCACGGGCAACACUCAUCGUCGUUCCAUCAAAUUUGGUUGAUCACUGGAAUUCACAGAUCCAGAAGCAUGUGAAACCUGAGCAAUUGCGCGUUUAUGUCUGGACGGAUCAUAAGAUAAAGAAGCCUUCUGUUCACAAUCUUGCGUGGCAUUAUGAUGUUGUCAUAACAACCUUUAGCCGGCUUAGUGCUGAGUGGAAACCUCACAAGAGAAGUGUCUUGAUGCAAAUUCACUGGAUGAGGCUCAUGCUAGAUGAGGGACACACUCUAGGAAGCAUAAACCUGACUAAUAAAAUGCAAAUGGCAGUUUCACUGAGUGCUUCAAAUCGUUGGAUUUUAACAGGAACUCCUAUUCCAAAUACUCCCAGUAGUCAGGUUUCUCAGAUUCAACCUAUGUUGAAAUUUCUUCAUGAUGAAGUAUAUGGAGAAAGUCACAAGAGCUGGGAAACUGGUAUCCUGAAGCCUUUUGAAGCACAGAUGGAGGAGGGUAAAUUUCGUUUAUUACAAUUACUAGAGAGGUGCAUGAUUACUGCUAGGAAAGCAGACUUACGAUGCAUUCCUCCCUGUAUCAAGAAAACAACCUGUGUUGAUUUUACAGAGGAACAUGCAAAAACGUAUAACGAACUCGUUGUUACAGUUCGGCGUAACAUUUUGAUGGCUGAUUGGAAUGAUCCUUCUCAUGUAGAAAGUUUGCUCAACCCAAAACAAUGGAAAUCCAGGACCAGCACCAUCAAUAAUGUCAGGCUUUCUUGUUGUGUGGCUGGAAAUAUUAAAGUAUCACAUUUUGGUAAGGAUAUUCAAGAAACAAUGGAUAUCUUAGUCCAAAAGGGUUUGGAUCCUCUUUCGGCGGAGCAUGCUCUUGUAAGAUACUAUCUUUCUUAUGGUGGUAACUGCCAGAGAUGUAAAGAAUGGUGCCGCCUACCUAUUGUUACACCAUGUAGGCAUCUUUUGUGCCUUGAUUGUGUUGCUUUGGAUAGUGAAAGAUGUGUACUUCCUGGUUGCGGUCAUUCCUAUGAGAUGGAGAGUCCUGGAGUACGGAGAAGACAAGAAAACCCAAAUCCUAAGUGGCCUGUCCCAAAAGAUCUAAUUGAGUUACAACCAUCAUAUACGCAGGAUAGUUGGGAUCCAGACUGGCAAUCAACUUCCAGUAGUAAAGUCACGUAUCUUGUUCAGAGGCUUAAAGAAAUUCAGGUUGCUAGAGGUAAAAAAGAUAGCUCAAUGGGCGAGGGGAAUUAUGCAGAAAGACCUUAUAACAUCAUUUUUACUCAAGAACCAUGUUGCAAGCCAAGGAUUGAUUCUUCCGAGGCCCUUCCUGAGAAAGUUCUCAUAUUUUCUCAGUUUCUUUUCCACAUAUUUGUAAUUGAACAGCAGCUGGCUAUUGCUGAUAUCAAAUUUGCUGGAAUGUAUAGCCCUAUGAAUGCCGUUAAUAAGAAGAAGGCGCUCACCAUCUUUCAAGAUGAUCCAAGCUGUAUGGCGCUUGUGAUGGAUGGAAGUGCUGCACUAGGUCUAGAUUUGAGCUUUGUUACCCAUGUGUUUCUAAUGGAGCCAAUUUGGGAUCAAAGUUUGGAGGAACAAGUGAUUAGUCGUGCUCAUCGUAUGGGUGCAGUGCGUCCCAUUCAUGUUGAGACCUUAGCGAUGCGUGGUACUAUUGAAGAGCAAAUGCUGGAGUUCUUGCAGAAUGUUGAUGAGUAUAGAAGGUUGUGGAAUGUAGAUGAUGAGAAAACUGAACAAGAAGGAGCUCGGGCACACAAAUCGUUACAUGAUUUUGCUGAGAAAACUUAUUUGGUUCGCCUGAGCAUGGUGCGAACAAAGGCAUAAUGCCAUAAAUGUGCAUAUGCCCGACUCCAAAUAUUUCAGUGUUAAAGGAGAAAGGAUCUUGGCUAUUGUUUCAGAGUUAAUUGAAUAUAUUUUUUAGAACAUAUUUGAAAUUUCAGUUAGGUUUUGAAUUUAUUUAUUUUUUGCAUAUACACGACCUGUAUAGAUUUAUAGAUGGUCCUUGAGGAUUUUUUUUCGCAGGAUUUUGAUUCUUUUUCAGAGCAUAAUGAAUUUCAUUAUGAUACUUUGAUUAAUUGAUUCGUCUAGGAGUAAGUUUUUGGUAGGUUUUAUAGGUCAUUCAGCUAGUUUAGAUAGAUAUAGAAUGGGUACAAUGUAAAUAAUAUGGCCCUCUGUUAUUCUUUUAUUGAAAAUAAUUUUGUUGAAUUAUACAUUUA
Spinacia oleracea (spinach) is the source of this 4830-nucleotide messenger RNA. Its product is annotated as F-box protein At3g54460. The coding region runs from base 422 to 4438 and encodes 1338 amino acids. Gene Ontology annotation, cellular component: nucleus. Lineage: Eukaryota; Viridiplantae; Streptophyta; Magnoliopsida; Caryophyllales; Amaranthaceae. Gene Ontology annotation, molecular function: protein binding; ATP-dependent activity, acting on DNA; zinc ion binding. Gene Ontology annotation, biological process: DNA repair. The transcript is spliced from 11 exons. The record is from RefSeq and is a predicted model, not a curated record.